Messenger RNA from Hibiscus syriacus, 847 nucleotides. Its product is annotated as ras-related protein RABE1a-like. Bases 1 to 660 code for a protein of 219 amino acids. Gene Ontology annotation, biological process: protein secretion; regulation of exocytosis. Gene Ontology annotation, molecular function: GTPase activity; GTP binding. NCBI's taxonomy places the organism in Eukaryota, Viridiplantae, Streptophyta, Magnoliopsida, Malvales, Malvaceae. The record is from RefSeq and is a predicted model, not a curated record. The transcript has 9 exons. Gene Ontology annotation, cellular component: plasma membrane.
AUGACAAUAGUGGCUGGAGAUGGUCGACGACAGUUGAUAAUGGAGGGUUUAUUUGUUUACCUCAUAAAGCUCCUUUUGAUCAGCGACAGCGGUGUGGGUAAGAGUUGCCUACUUUUGCGUUUUUCAGAUGGCUCAUUUACUACAAGUUUUAUCACGACAAUUGGAAUUGAUUUUAAGAUAAGGACUAUAGAGUUUGAUGGGAAAAGGAUCAAGUUGCAAAUUUGGGAUACUGCUGGGCAAGAGCGAUUUCGAACAAUUACAACUGCUUACUACCGUGGAGCCAUGGGUAUUUUUCUUGUGUAUGAUGUGACCGAUGAGUCAUCUUUCAAUAAUAUUAGAAAUUGGAUUCGUAAUAUCGAACAGCAUGCUUCGGACAAUGUGCACAAGGUUCUGGUGGGUAAUAAGGCCGACAUGGAUGAAAGCAAACGGGCCGUUCCUACCUCAAAGGGCCAAGCUCUUGCCGAUGAAUACGGCAUGAAGUUCUUUGAGACUAGUGCAAAAAAUGUUGAGGAAGUUUUCUUUUCAAUAGCCAGGGACAUUAAGCAGAGACUCGCAAACACUGACGCAAAGGCCGAGCCACAGGCACUCAAAAUUAGCCAACAAGGUCAGGGAGCCGGAUCUGCGGCGGCUGCUCAGAAAUCAACUUGCUGCGGGGCUUGAACAAAGGAUGAGAUCUCAAGGGUACAUUUUGAACCGGGGAAACUAAUUGGUUACAACUAUUUUUUGUUUUUAUUCUCCUAGCUAUAAUUAGUUUACGUGAAAGGAUGAAUCGUGUCAUCAUGUUUAUCUUAAAAGGUUUCAAGUGUUAAAUAUUUAAUUCCUCAACUUGCAUUAUAAAGAUUAACAG